Messenger RNA from Dermacentor albipictus, 7562 nucleotides. The record is from RefSeq and is a predicted model, not a curated record. NCBI's taxonomy places the organism in Eukaryota, Metazoa, Arthropoda, Arachnida, Ixodida, Ixodidae.
CUAGCCCUGCCGUUUGAUGAGCAGCAUCAAACAAGCGUAGUCGAAGCAGUCUUCAUUUGUUCCUAAAUAACAACUUCGGAUGGUUCGCAGAGGAAGAAGGGCUCGUGGAGGCAAUCAUGGAGACUUCCGCGGAGGCCGCCGCGGUAGAGGACGCCGCCAUAGAGGGAACCAAGGGCCAGGCCGUGGGAUCCUGCGGCAUCGAAGAGCUGCGCGCGGUCGACCGCGUCAACGUGGAGGCCCCGGCAAACGCCAACCGCGAGGGCAGGGGAUAUUGCGCCCGGUCGGCAGGAGAGGCCAGGCAAAAAAGGAACGGCGUCUCACUAAGAAAGAGGCGGCUCGGGACGACAUGAACUUCGUCCGCGAAGCAGAAAAGAGGUCCUCGGGUGCUAUCGCGGACGCACUCGAUCAUGGCACAAGUAGCACUAGCGUAGAUUACGACGAAGGUCUGCCACUCGAAGCAGAGGCGGAGCAAAUGAGGCAAGAGGAAGAAGCAUACGUGCUAAGGGAAGCGGAGGAGAUGAGAGAGCAAGAGGAAGAAACCCGCCGGCUAAAGGUAAAAGAGGGGCAGGAGGACGGGAGGCGGCCAACUGAACAAGGGGUGAAGGAGCGGGAAGAGGAGGAAGCCCUCCGGCGGCGUAAAGGGUAUCAGAUACCGGAACAAGAUGCGCAGCGGCGGUGGCGUGAAGAGCAAAACAUGGACGGAGAGUACGCGCGGCGGCGACGCGAAGAUCAACGGAUGCCGGUAGAGGACACGCGCUGGCGGCGUGAAGAGCAAAAUAUAGAGGAAGAGGAAUUCCGCCGGCGGCUUGAAGAGCGAAGGAAAGAAGAGGAGGCAAUUCGUAGUCUUAAAGAAGAGCGAAAGCGUUUGGAUGAAGAGAAUGCCCUUCGAAAACUUGAACAAGAGCGAAAGUUGCGAGAGACACAAGAUACCACGGCAAAGCCUCCAUCCAAGGAGGAAGUCCCCCCGGUGAUUCCAAUGGCCGCUGAAACCCAGUUGCUUGGGCCCCUCACGCAGCAGAUUAAAGCUGUCGUCGACGAUAUAGAGAAGAUGGCUACCAAGCCUCUGAAGACGGAACGGCCUACUACGGUGGAAGCGAGUACGGAAACAGAUGGCGGCACAAUUGACCGGCGAGCUGAGCAAGUAGAUACGCGAAACGACACAGACUUAACCCUGCGGCCGGUUGCUACCUACGUUGUCAAGAGGCCUCGGUCUGAGACGAGGUUGGAACGGCUGCUAUCCUUCUUCGGUCUAGCUUCGCCUGAGCAACCAGACUCAGAAGUUAUUGAGUAUCAGUUUGUUGAACCUACAGCAAUAUGGUCACCCUCUGAGGACCGGCUAGAUAGGCCGCUGCGCUACGGAGAAGGAUAUCACCGCCAGCGAAAGGGUGGAAAGAAAACUCACAGACAAGGCGCGUACGACGAAUCGCCAGAAAGCAGCGAUUCGGAGCUAAGCCCAGCUGAACUAGAUGCAAAAGGUGAAGAGGACGACACCCGGAGACAACGGAAGAAACGAAGCGGCCGUAAGAAAAAAUCAAAGCGAACUCAGCGUCGUGAUUUUCGGCAAGAUGGAAGAUCAUCCGGCAAAAUGUAUGAUCCGCGUGAGCUUGCUCACACGUAUCAGCUUGACAAGGCGAAAGCGAGCGCCGCUGACAGCGCUGGCGCAGCUGCUGAAAGAGUGCAGGGCAUGGGUUACAUUGAGGAAAUAACUGAGGAAAUGAUGGAACCUGAACAAAAUUUUUAUGGACAGGCAUUGGGACCCCGGCUACGAAAGACGCGGGUAGUAAGGCCUUUAAACAGAUUAUUUUCAGGGACCGUCUCACGGCAGAUAGAACAACAGCCAAGUUGCAUCAGGGUGUGGAAGACUCGACCGGAACCGAUAAUCGAUGAGCUUUCAACACGCCCAGAAAUUCGGAUGCCUUUUGAUCAGGCUGCCACCGAACGUACGAAGGAUGGGGCUAUGCAGCCUGAAUUUACUGCACAUGGCCAUAUCUUUCCGACAGUCAGCGGGGGAGCUCACAGACCGCAGGCAGUACCCAUUCCACCACCCCUGUUUCAACGAUGGUGGACGCCGCACAUGUUACGCCCUCGGGACACACGCCAGCCAUUUGUUGAUGGUCUGGGAUACUACACAGGAGCUGAGCAGGUACCCUAUUGUCCUGCCCACUACAGUCCGCCAAGGCCAGCAUGCGAGCAGCCUCUGUUCCAGCGUAGUCCACCACAAGAUCGUCGCAUACAGCUGCCUACCAGCAAGAGUGUGAGUUCGAUGUGCACAUGCGUGGUCAAGUGCGGAGAUCACUGCAUCGGCCUUGGGCGUAGGAAAAGUGAUUUUAUGGAGCCUUCGGAACCCAGUUUACUUUACUCAACAAGCCUAAUUGGAUACGAAAGUGACAGGCCAUACUCCUUACACGCUGAAGGUUGGAGACGUGAAGACCUUGAGGCCAGAAUAAGAGCAGAGGAGGAGGCGCGGCUUCUCAGAAGCAAACUGCGACUUCUGGAAGUGGAACGUGAAGAGGAAAAAGCCCAUUUCGAUGAACUGCGUGCAGAAGAGGAAGCCCUGCAGCUGGAAAGACAGUUACUGCAGAGUGAGCUGGACCGGCUGAAUGAGCGCAGGCACGCGGAUGUGGGGCGUCUGCGCCAAGAUCAGGGUGCAGAGCAAAUAUCUCGAAUUGAAGAGCGCUUACGGCUGUUGGAACAAGCACAGGACGUGGCCAGGAAGGGUUUCUCAUGGACUCGAGAUGGCGUCCCAGCCACGGUGCCGUUUGUUUUGCCGGGGCCCUAUGCAGUGCCACCUUGUGGUUUCCCGGCUCAGCACGUGCCUACAGACACUUCAUCUUGGUGGACACGCCAUCGGGGUCGGCGUGCACAUCGAUGCUCAGGUGCUGGGAGUGAGCCUUCAGCCGGCUAUCCCAAGUCCUUUGCUUGUAAUUCCAAUACCAUUUCUGGAGACGCGAAGAAUGGCUCGACCUCUCAUAAACAAGAUGAACAAGAGGCUCAAGAGAACAGGUCGUUUCUUGGAAGGUUGAUGCCCUGCUUUUCCUCAUCUUUAUUGUGCGCCGAAACGCCAACAACAAAACACGUGUCAUACAGACCGGAGCCGUCUGAGCAAAACUCGGAGACUGUCGUAGGAGCUGGGAAAGUUGCGAUAGAUUCUACGCUGAACGAGCAAGGAACAGGUGGGCAACCGGAAGACCAAGUAGCCAGCAAGGCAGAGAAGUCUCUUUAUGACACAACUCCUGUACCUGAGAAGCCCAUGAUCAUGGUGCUACUAGAAUCUGACAUUCCUGAUGUCGUAUUCGUAAAGCAUAGGAAGUCUAUAUCACCUGAAGCGAUGCGUGACAGGAUGGACCUGCCAAGCCACAACGCCAUUUCGACAGAGAUUGACAGUUUGAUCUCCGAGCUCUCAGAUACUGAUAAUGAUACUCUGAAGCCGGCGCAACCAAAUGUGAAGUCGAAAAAUACGCGAGAAAGCGGUAAAAAGCAUGGGGAAGAUAGCACCUCGGCUACCUUUAGCGAUGCAAGCAAUGCCUCCAAAGCGCAGUCUGUGGAGUCCAAGAGGGGGCCCAGUAAGAGAGUCAGCAGUUUGUCUAAACCGAAUAAAGGGUGGAGCUGGAGCACGGCAAGCAGCCGCUUAUUGGGCGUACUGAAGCCAACAAGCUCAAACACGCAUCCUGAACGCAAGACGCAACGUGUGGCACCAGUUCCUUCCAUCGCGCCAAGGAAACCAAAAGCAGCAGCUCCCAAAAAGCCACCUGAUGAGCUGUUUGAGGAGGAAAGCGUCAUUGAGGAACCAUACACAACCGAGGACUUCAUAAACCAGAUGACAGGAGAAAGUGCUGAAAAAAUAAGAGCGGCGACUUCCUCAAGGACCGCUGAGCUUGGAAGCUCACGAGUGUAUGACUCGGUCAAAGACACGACAAAAUCAAUGACUACUGGCUCCAAGGACGCGCUGCCCGCAAGGCUUCCAAAGGCACCACCUGUUGCGGCAAGAACUAAAAUGCUGAAAGGUGUGACGAAGCCUGCGACUGGUAAGGAUGACAAGGACGAGUCGCCGCCAGUGGAAGAGUCAGUGCAGGAGCAGCGUUUACAACUGCCGGAACCGGUUCCUGAUCUGAGCGAUAAAGAUGAACAGUCAGCGGAGUCGGCUUCAGAAGUUAACAUCAAUAUUCCCGAAAAGCCAUUCUCUAGGAUGAAAAGCACGCCUGACUUUGACACCAAGACUUUUUCUGCUGACCACCGAGGCAGCGCUCUUGUUUGUGAAGUGGUGAUUCCUUGUGCCGAGGAAGCCACUGCCGAAAAAGAAAUGUUUGAAAUUGCGGAAACGCCUCAAGACUUUCUUCCUGAACGCAGUUUUGUGUCACUGGUGAGCUUGCUUACGCUCCUGUGGAUAACUAUAGUACUAAGCACCACCACAUUCCUGGGCCCCAAACUAACCGCGCAUGUACAAACAGAGACCAUCGCAGUAACUCCUCAACCAUCAGUUCUGAGCUAUAAUCGGAAUAGAACUUCGCUCAGUAAAACGACUCACGUGCCUAGCUUUUUUAUCUGCGAUAGUGACUACUGCGCGAAGGAAGGAACUUUUCUGAAGAGCGUGCUGAGCGAAGCAGACUAUCCCUGCGAGGAUUUUUAUGAACACGUUUGCCAGCGCUGGGCACAGAAGCGAAGUGCACAAGUGACCCGAGGAGGGACAUUAUCUGAAGAUGUGUUCCUUGAAGACCACAUGGAGCGCAGCGUACUUUCAGUCUUCAAUCAGAACGCAGCGAAAGUUCAGCCGGCGGUGGAAUUUAUAAGAACAUGCCAAAAUAGCGCAGCUUCAGCGUCUGUUGAUCAAAUGCGAGAAGUUUUCACGCAUUGGCGAAUUCGAGAGUGGCCAGUUCGCACCUUUGAAGAGCGCCACCAUGAAGAUGCAUUAUUUUUCGCGGGGGAACUGUUGCGCGACAUCGGCUUAGCAGUAUUUGCAGAUAUAUACAUAGCAGUGGACCCUGUCAACGCGCAAAGAGGCGUAACAACUCUUAAGCCUCCAGAGCCUCUUCCCUUCCCGCGUGACACGCAGUCUGAUCUUGUCUAUCGUGCGGUCAAAGAGACUCUGCGUGCAUUUAAUAUCAACGACGCGAAGCACGUGGAGCGCCUGGCAGAUGAAAUAAUGGUGGUAUUUGAUUGGCUCGAGCGCCUUGCUGUAUACAACGAGAACGCUACCAUGUUGAAAGACUGCGAGCUUAACAAUGACCUCUUUAGGCUACUGAGCUCUGCUGGGAACUUCGAACCAAAAAGAGCGAGACCAAUGGAGUGCAAUGGAGUCACAUACGUUCUCCUGCUUUCUGCGGACUAUUUUAGGAAUCUGCCAGAGGAACUCCGGAAGGUUGAAGCAAACGCCCUUCUCAACCACCUAGGGUUCCGCGCUGUGGUUCGGCUGGCUGCAUUUAUGCCAGAGUCAUUGCGUGUGCUCCGUGAGCUGUCUUACCUCGAGGCAACAGGCCGAUCUGAGGUUCCCGAUACCGACAGCUUGUGCCUUCGAGUUAUGGAGCUCGUCAUACCUUUCUGCGUCGUCAAGGCUGCGGCACUGCCCCUGAUACAGGCGGGCACCGCUCUGUGGCAGCGGCGGUGGCUGUCUGAUCUGGAGGUCACUUUCCUUCACGGGUUGCCUCGUGUCUCAUGGCUUGACGAACGGGCCCUGUUCGCGCUUGCCUUCCGACUGCGGCGAAUACGCGUGCAGCCUCCCUUUUCCUUCGACAAGGUCCGAGAAGAGGUGGCGUGUGUCCCGGCAGACUUGACCAUUGGCAACUCGCUGGCAGAUAUCGUCCGCCUCUUUCGAAAAAUGCGGACUCGGCGGACAUUUCGCGAUCUUCGCUUUGGUCCCGGCUGGCACCCGCUGUCUCCAUUAACCAUGUGGCCCGACUUCGAUGCUACCUUACGCCGCAUUCGCAUUCCUCAAGGUUUGCUUAACGACUCGAUACCCGCCAACAGCAGCAUCUUUGCUUUCCACCUUUCCCGAGUGGCUGUCCGGUUUUACGCCUCCAUGGUCCCUCUUCUCUACACGAGCUACGAGUGGGACCGCGAAGCUGCGCUGGACUUGGGCCGCGAAUCCAAGCGCCUCCUCGAGGGCGUCAGGCGCUGUCUGGAAGACGACUGGCGAUCGCUCUCCGAUCAGGACACAAUGGACCUGCCGUUUCACUAUGGCUUACUGGAUCAUCGAGCCUGGUGGCUGCGUCGAUGGCUGCUCGAACAGACGCUGGCGAUCGAACUAGCAUUGCACGCUUUCCGUGAACUUCUGCAUAAGCGCCGCAUCUGGAAGCUGCAGUAUCGCUUCGUCACCCUGCCUGACUAUACUUCGACGCAGCUGUUCUUCAUGUAUUACGCCCUUGACCAUUGCCAGCGGGACUACGACGGGUUUGAGCGAAGGCAGCUACUUCAGCGAAAACGUCCGCCGCCGAAAAUGAGGGUCAACCUGCCACUGCGUCACAUCGGGGCCUUUGCUGACGCUUUCGGUUGCAGACCUGGUGACCAAAUGAGAGCUGACCAACCGUGCAUGACGUUCCGCUCUUGAAGGUGUACACGUUGAGCGUUUUGCUAAGGUUUCGAGCUGUUGCCGUGCAAAAUAUAGGAAAUUCGGAUUAGGCUACAUGUUGACAGUUGUAGUCCAUUAGUUGUAUUACAGUUGUAAUACAUCUAGGUUCUGCGAAGUUUUUGCUUGGAGUGAGCAGUACAUUUGUAGAUAAUAUUGAAAAUUCGAGCUUUUUACUGUGGUAAGUUCUCCUGGACAUUUAACUCCUUUCAUUCAAUCUGUGCUUGUCCUACGACGGUGUUGCUACCAAACAUCAAUGACUAUCUUUGGUCCCCGCCCACAUACCGAUAUAACUACAUGAACAGCGCGUUUUCUUUACUUGGAAAGAACGUUUUAGCUUGAAUGUUGAAAUUAACGGUGUGUAAUAAAACAUAGUAAGACGUGCGAUAUUCAUAAAAUGCAUUGGCAAUUGAGGCAGCUAUGAUGAUUUAGUCUUGAGUGAUGUUCUCGAGGUUUGUAAGCUCAUGUGUUUAAGCACUUAUUCGCGCUUAUUUAUACAGUAGAAAACAUUUAUUCUAAGUAACCUCCUUGUCUUUCCGUUUAUUUCUCUUCUUCCUUGUUUGUUCUAGUUACACUGUUGUCAUGUUUUCAUUUUGUGCUCAAUAUCGCAAAAAAAACGUGCUCAUUGCUACAUGGUAAUUCUUGCCUUGGUUUGUAGGCCUAGCGAAAAUCGAACGUGAAUCUUUAAGCAACAGGCCUUGUUCCGAUUUCACUUUGUAUAUGCAUGCACGGUGUUUGCCAUGUCCGUUACCGCAACCUUUUUGUCUUAAUUUUUUUUUGCAACAUAAGCCCCCUAAACAGGCUUAUGUUUUGUCGAGGAACUCGCCUGCGUUAAGGAUGGGCUUGUGUAGGACAAGUACUCAGAGUGAUGAGGUGUUGUUCGAGGGCACAGUAAGUAGUCAGACAUUAUUCGAAGGAAUAUUUAGCCCUGACAGUCGUAGCUUUAGUGUUGCCUGUUAACGCAGGGUGACUUUAAAAGGCUCCGGAAUACUUGUAACGGUGC